Messenger RNA from Photinus pyralis (common eastern firefly), 2719 nucleotides. RefSeq names its product DNA ligase 1 (gene DNAlig1). Gene Ontology annotation, molecular function: ATP binding; DNA binding; DNA ligase (ATP) activity. The transcript is spliced from 8 exons. The coding region runs from base 222 to 2642 and encodes 806 amino acids. Gene Ontology annotation, cellular component: nucleus; mitochondrion. Gene Ontology annotation, biological process: DNA recombination; lagging strand elongation; DNA biosynthetic process. The record is from RefSeq and is a predicted model, not a curated record. Lineage: Eukaryota; Metazoa; Arthropoda; Insecta; Coleoptera; Lampyridae.
CUUACAGCAUAUGCCUCAUCAGUCUCUGUAGCCGCUCCACGAUACACCACAACAUAACCUCGUUUGUUGUUUGUAUCUUUAGAAAGUCGGGAGAUAACAAAAACUUUAAUUUGAAUCAUCUGAAAAAUGGUUUUGUGAUACGAUUUAACUAAAAAAAAACAGGGCAGUAAUAAAUUAUAGAUUCUCAAGCAAAAGGCGGGAAAAAGUGAACAAGCUCCUCCAUGUCUCAAAAAAGUAUUACUUCUUUCUUUGCUCCAACCCAAAAGAAUUCGGAUAAAAGUGGUACAAAACCACAAAACAACGAAGGCGGGUAUGUAAUUUUAAACAAUGAGAGCUCAUCAUCCGAGUCGAACAAAAGUCCUCACGGAUCAGACACUUCGAAAGAAAACAAUCGCAGUUUACGAACUAAUGCAUCUCGUAGAUCUGCAAAACUGGUGCUCACCGGCAGCAGAGGUUUAAAGCCGGAAAUUGCCAAAAUUAUGCAAGAGAGGCGUGAAAAGCAGUCUUUGUCAUCUGACAGUGACGAUAGUGACGAAAUUAAUUUGAAAAAAACAAAAAAGAAGAGGAGGCUGGAUUCGAGUUCAGACGAGGACAAUAAACAGAAGAAGGCGCAAUUGGUACAAUGUUCUGAACAGGAAUCAAAAAUUGUAACUGAAGUUGCUGCAAAAGUAAACGAUUGGGCCUACAAUCCUACAAUAACGAAUUAUCAUCCGCUGGAUAAUGCCGUUUGGAAACAGUUCGAGAGCGUACCUUACAUGGCUCUUGCACGUACUCUUAGUGAAAUUGAAAAUAUAUCGGCUCGUUUGAAAACGAUCGAGAUUUUAAGUAACUUUUUUCGCUCUGUAAUUGUACUAAGUCCACUUGAUCUAUUGCCGUCGAUCUAUCUAUGCCUGAACAAACUGGCCCCCGCUUACGAAGGUUUAGAGUUGGGGAUAGCAGAGACCAAUUUGAUGAAAGCGAUCGCUCAAUCCACUGGACGUACCAUCGCUCAAAUUAAGACGGAUGCCAAAGCCGCCGGUGAUUUGGGCAUUGUUGCGGAGCAAUCACGUAGCAAUCAAAAGAUGAUAUUCCAACCGUCGCGGUUAACCAUCAAGGGCGUCUUUGAUAAACUGAAGGAGAUCGCAAAGAUGACGGGGCACGCGUCGCAGACAAAGAAAGUAGAAAAAAUCCAAAGUAUGUUUGUGGCAUGUCGAAAUUGCGAGGCUAGAUUUUUGAUUCGUUCCCUGGCCGGAAAGCUCAGAGUCGGUUUGGCCGAGCAGUCCGUGCUACAAGCUUUGGCACUGGCCUGCGCCAAGACUCCUCCAGGUCAGUCGUAUCCGCCCGAACAAUUAAAUAUGGCAAAAACCAUGUCCGCGGAUUCAUUUAAGGGAGAAUACGAAACGCAGGCUUUAAUUUUGAAAACCACGUACUGCGAAUGUCCCAAUUACGACUUGAUCGUACCCGUAAUUUUGAGGGAGGGUAUUCGAAAGUUACCCGACCAUUGCAAGUUGACACCCGGCAUACCUCUAAAGCCCAUGUUGGCACAUCCGACUAAAGGUGUACACGAAGUUUUACAAAGAUUCGAAGGGUUGAAAUUCACGUGCGAAUGGAAGUACGACGGAGAGCGUGCACAAAUUCAUAUCGAUCAAGAUGGUUCAAUUAGUAUUUAUAGUCGUAAUCAGGAAAACAACACUUCCAAGUAUCCCGAUGUUAUAAAUCGUUUAGAUGCGUGUAAAGGCGAUAAAGUUCGGUCGUGCAUACUCGAUUGUGAGGCGGUAGCGUGGGAUAAGGAAAAUCGGCAUAUUUUGCCAUUCCAAAUACUCAGCACUAGAAAGCGUAAGGACGCCAACGAGGAUGAGAUUAAAGUUCAAGUUUGCGUAUUUAUGUUCGAUCUGUUAUACAUCAACGGAGAGCCUCUGGUGAAAAGACCAUUUAAGGAACGCAGGGAGUUGCUUAGGGAGAAUUUUAAGGAGGUCGAUGGCCAGUGGCUUUUCGCCACGUUUUUGGACACGACUGUAAUGGAAGAAGUUCAGGAUUUCCUCGAGGAAAGUGUGAAGGGUAAGUGCGAGGGUUUAAUGGUUAAAACUCUCGAGGAAGAUGCGACUUACGAAAUUGCAAAGAGGUCUCGUAACUGGUUAAAGCUUAAGAAAGACUACUUGGAAGGCGUCGGGGAUACUCUGGACGUUGUCGUAUUGGGCGGUUACUUGGGCCGUGGGAAACGAACCGGCACUUACGGCGGUUUUCUGCUCGGUUGCUACGAUCGAGAGAAUGAAGAAUACCAGAGCAUCUGUAAGAUCGGUACUGGAUUUAGUGAUGAGGCAUUACAAGCGCAUACAACAUUUUUCGAAAAUCACAUUUUAAGCCAUCCAAAAUCAUACUAUCGGUACGAUGCUUCGCACGAACCCGAUCACUGGUUUGAUGCCGUUCAGGUGUGGGAAAUUAAGUGCGCGGACUUGUCGCUGUCGCCAGUACAUCGUGCCGCACUUGGAAUUGUGGACCCCGAAAAAGGAAUAUCGCUUCGUUUUCCACGAUUUGUACGAAUUCGCGAGGACAAGGGUGUUGAAGAUGCGACUUCCGCCAAACAAGUUGCCGAUAUGUAUGUCAAUCAAGAUCAAAUUAAAGAUCAACAGAAGCAUAAGAUCGCAGAGGAGGACUUUUAUUAGUUAAUUUGUAGAUAUUUAUCGAUAUUAUUGGAAGUUGUACCUAUUUUGUUAGAAAAACAUUAUUAAUUCCAUUUUAA